AUGGUGGAUCCAGCCAUCACCUGUGCUGAAUUCCAGAGCAGUCAGAGCUCUGUGAGUGGCAUUGAUGACUUAGCAGUAGUCUUGAUCUUGUUUGUUCUCCAUCUUCAUAAACAAUACCGUGAACUCCACAUCAAAGGAAGGAGAGAGGAAGGAGAAGUCUGAGUGGCUUCCAUUACAGAAGGUGAAGAAUCACCACUUGCCACUUGCUUGCAAGUGUUCUUGCUCCUCUGGUUCACUGUUCCUAUUCAUUCGUGUGUGUGUGUGUUCUACAAAAUCCAGGUGAGAAGCACAGGGAAGACUUUAUCAACUUAGAACUUUGCUCCUUGUGUGGGUGCCAAUGAGGAGAAAUGAACCAGGGUAGAGAAACAUCACUACCCUCUCUAUUGUCAGUGGUAUUAUGAAAUGAUUAAUUAA
Messenger RNA from Myotis lucifugus (little brown bat), 414 nucleotides. RefSeq names its product Gilles de la Tourette syndrome chromosome region, candidate 1 (gene GTSCR1). Lineage: Eukaryota; Metazoa; Chordata; Mammalia; Chiroptera; Vespertilionidae. The transcript is spliced from 4 exons. The record is from RefSeq and is a predicted model, not a curated record.